AUUUUACUUCCAAACGUUAUUUUGCUCCAAUGUAUUUUUCUUUGAAACGUCAAACGACAUAUCAACAUUUUAUAUUAUGAUUCGUUCAGUUAUCACAUUUCACAGUACUUUAAAUGACACAAAGUAACAUAACAUAUUAAAACAGUUUCUACUGAGUUUAAAUUAAACAAAAUGAUUUGUUUUUCAAAACGAAUUGAAAAAAAUUAAAAGGAGAAUUAACACAACGUACAAAUGUUGACCAUGCCCUCAAUGCCCCCAGAUGCUCACAAAAUAUCCCUCAAAAUAAUUGAGGCAAUACAACAACAUCCAGUUCUCUAUAUUUCUGAAGUCAAAGGUGGCGCAAUUAAGUUACAAGAAUUUAGACAGAAAGUUUGGAAACGAAUAGCGCUGGAGCUAGGCCUGGAUCCUGGUUGGGUUCGACUUCGUUGGAAAAAUUUGAGGGAUACCUAUUGCCGCAUAUUAAAGUACAAAAACAAGACUGAAAAAGGAAUCAGACGGAAGAAAUGGGUAUUUGAGGAUCAUUUAAGUUUCCUCAAGUUUCCUUAUGAAUCAGAUUAUCAGCCACAAUGUGUUGAACUUUCUGAGGAGUACAUACAGGAUAUAAAUGCUGGGGAUAAUAAUACAGAAGGACUUUUGGAGCAAUUAGAAGAUAGAACUGAUGACGAUUUCACGGAAUAUUUAGAAGUCCUAGAAGAAACGACUGCAGAUCCUAUAUUAGAUGAGAGCGAGGAUCAAAAGAUCGAAGUGCUUGAAGAUAGUAAUUCGUUCGAACAAAUUGCAAAUAAUAACGAAAUGCAGCAAGUUAUUGUGACCACCCCCAUUCACCAGAUAGAGUCGAAGUUUAGGAAAAUAAGGCCGAAGAGAGCUAAGUACGAACACCAACCUACGAUGGAUAUAUCUAAUACCUAUAGUAUUCUAAAGAAUUCUAACCAAAAUACUGGAAAUUUAAUCAUACCAUCGACGAGUGCUAAUGGUACGACUACUGGACCUAUUUUUUUGAGGAGCUCAACAGUGCUACCAUCUCCUGUUAGUCCGACCAAAAAUGCUAAUGACGUGAAAUUGACAGAGCCUAAUAUUGAUCAGGUUUAUUUAGCCCCAGAGGGUAAGAGUAGCAUUGAACUUUUCUUUGAUAGUAUGGCAGAGACUGUGAAAAAAUUACCUGCCAAAGCUCAAGCUGAUAUAAAAAUGGAAAUUUGUAAGCUUGUUACCGAAGCUGAAGUAAAGUACUCGGGACAAACUUCGACACAAAAUACCCAACAAUUCAUAGCUCCACCCGGUAUGAUUCCAAAAUUGGUGCUUAUACCUUGUAGUAUGAUUGAUAAUGCAAAUAAUAAAGGUUAAUAUACAAAUAUAA
Neodiprion fabricii is the source of this 1354-nucleotide messenger RNA. RefSeq lists its product as uncharacterized. Bases 232 to 1341 code for a protein of 369 amino acids. Gene Ontology annotation, molecular function: DNA binding. The transcript has 4 exons. Gene Ontology annotation, biological process: regulation of transcription by RNA polymerase II. Lineage: Eukaryota; Metazoa; Arthropoda; Insecta; Hymenoptera; Diprionidae. The record is from RefSeq and is a predicted model, not a curated record. Gene Ontology annotation, cellular component: nucleus; transcription regulator complex.